GCCGGCGCGCUCCGCCCACAAGAGCGUGCUUGGCGCGAUGACGUAGACGCGCCGGAGCACGGUGUGGGCGACGCCGAGGCUCCGCUGGGUCUGUGGGCGGAGACGCAGAUCCCCAAAGUAUACUCAAGUUGAUGCUUCUGAAUUUCGUGUUUCUUUCUAUUGGGAUUAUUGAGGUCAUCUGCACCUUCUGACUGGAAAAAAGAUGGUCAACGUCUUGAAAGGAGUGCUUAUAGAAUGCGAUCCUGCCAUGAAGCAGUUUCUACUGUACUUGGAUGAGUCCAAUGCCCUGGGGAAGAAGUUCAUCAUUCAAGAUAUCGAUGACACUCAUGUCUUCGUAAUAGCAGAGUUGGUUAAUGUCCUCCAGGAGCGAGUAGGUGAAUUAAUGGACCAAAAUGCUUUUUCUCUUACCCAGAAAUAAAAUAUUAGAUAUUGAUUGUUUAGGAAUUGUAAGCAACAAAUAGGAAAGACUGUCCCCAUUCGGUGGCUUAUGUGGCUGAGGAGCAUGCUGUGGGAAAGACUAUAAUCAUUUGUUAAGACAAAAACCCAGAACUGAUUUUUGUUGUACUUCAGAAUUAAAAGUAAAAAAACUAACAAUUGACAAUUGGCUGUAAUUUGGCUUUUAUUAUCCUUUAACAAAAUAAAAACAAAUGUUUUUCCUAUCUUUUUAAUACCAAUUUAAUACAUUAAGAAUAAUGGUUGCUGGGGCAGGGAUUGUGGCCCAGCAGUAGAGCACUCGCCUAGCACGUGUGAGGCGGUGGGUUCGAUCCUCAACACCACAUAAAAAUAAAUAAAUAAAAUAAAGGUAUAAAGAAAAAAAAUAAUGGUUGCUGAGUGUAGUAGUAUGUGCCUGAAAUCCUAGCUACUCUGGAGGCUGAGGCAAAAGGAUUGCAAGUUCAGAGUUAGCCUGGGCAACUUAAUAAGACUGUUUCAAAAUUAAAAUAAAAACAGCUGGGAAUGUAUUUCAGUGUUAGAGCAUCUCUGGGUUUAAUCCCCAGUACUGUAAAUCUGUAGAAAGAGUAUGUACAUGCCUUUAAACGAUCAUUGUAAUCUCAGUAUCUGUUUUGCUUUUCUUAUUAAUGAUUGUGGACUUGUGGCUAUGGUUGUUUUGUUUUAAUUAGAAAUUUCACAGAUCUGCUCUUAUUUUUAAGAAGUUAUGUUCGGGUAAAUGUUAAAUAUCUUUCUUUUGAGACUGUUAAGAAACAUAAGACAGUGUAACAGUAGGAAGUCCCCUUGCAGUUAGUUGCUUCGUUUGCUUGUCUGGCUGCGAGUGAACAGGAAAUGUGCCAGUGACUCUUUGCACCCACCCUGUAUCUUGGGGUCUGAUUUCUAUUUAAUUUGGCAUACUGUAGAUGCCCAGAACAAGACUUGUUGUGGGCUUGGCACUGGAGAAUUUACUGUUAUAAUGUUUUAUUUUUAACAAAGCCUUUUCUAUUGGAAAAAGAUAGCAUUAACCUGAAUUUUCUUAACUGCAUGAAAAAAAACAUUUUAACUUGAGGGUAGCUGGUCAGUCACGCGGAUCUGUGCACUAAAAUUGAUUUAGAGUUGUACUUAUUUUUUUGUAGUUAGGUGCAAUACUUUUACUUUAUUUAUUUAUUUUUUUGUGUACUAAAGAUGGAGCCCAGUGCCUCCCUCGUACUAUCUACCACUGAGCCACAACCCCAGCCCAGAGUUGUACUUCGUGAUAAGUGUCUUUUAUUUUAACUGUAUUGGAUCAGAAACUCUUAAUUCCUUCAAACCCCCAUUUUCUUGGGAUAUUUAGUGUGAUCCUGUGUGUUUGCAUCACAGUUGAUAUAAAAAUGUGUAUUGAGAAAUCAGUUCAGGUGAGCAGUAACUAAACAUUACUGAUAAUAAAUAACAAAGAUUAGCCUCCUUUUUUCUGAUACACUAUAGAUGGUAAUCAAAAUUAUUAAUGAUUUUAUUGCUGUUAACAUUAGCUAUAACAGGUGGUUUUACAUAAUUGUACUUUUUGGGGGAGAGAAACUGAGGAUUGAACUCGGGAACACUCAACCACUGAGCCACAUCCCCAGCCCUUUUUAUUUUUUGAGAUAGUCUUGCUAAAUUGCUGAGGCUGGCUUUAGAUUUGUGAUCCUCCUGCCUCAGAUUCCCAAGCCACUUGGAUUAUAAGUGUGUGCCACCAUGCCUGGCCAUUUUGUCUCUUAAUGGAUGAAAAAUGGUAUAUGUUAAAGAUGGAGAGAUUAGGGGCUGGGGUUGUAGCUCAGUGGUAGAGUGCUCGCCUAGCAUGCACGAGGCACUGAGUUUGAUUCUCAGUACCACGUAAAUACAAAAUAAACAUAAUUGUGUCUACCUAAAACUUUAAAAAUUUACAAAAAAGAAAAGAUUUAUCAAAAAAAAAAACAGAUGGAGAAAUGAUGCAGUUUGCAAAUAUAGGCAAUACAUAUUCUCAAAUGUGCAUAGUUCUUUUCCAUUUGCAGGCAAGUUAUCUGUUGAGAUUUUUUAAUAAGAUUUUAAAACACUGUCAAUUAUAGGAAAGUAAUUGACAGCAUUGACUGGAUCCAUCACCUCUCUGCUCACCAGCACUGGGAUCUCCCACACAUCAUUGAAUUUCUCUGUACUUCUCGAUCCUCAUUUGUAAAACCAGGAAACCUACUUUCAAAGAUUAUUGAGAUGAUUGUUAAGUUAACAUACAUAAAGCAGAUAGUUAUGAAAUUUAGUUGCCCUGAAUCUAGAAGAGCACAGUGACAAAGGGAACAAAUGAAAUUUUUAGCACACAAAAUUUUUUCCUCUGCUGUCUCCAUGCAGUGGGAGAAGCAGCAGAUGAGGGAGGAGGGGAACUCCUAGAACAAAAGCACUGGGGAGAUAGGUCCACAGCUGCCCAGUGUCAUUGCUGAUUUUGAAACUGAUCACCAGAGAGUUACUUGGUGGUUAAAUAGACCUUUCCUAUCUUUGCUUUCAUUCUGGAAUGAUUGUCUAUAUAGAUAUAGAAUGCUUGGGUCACAAUGCAUUUCCAUCAAAACAGCCAUUUUUCAUUGUCCUCAAACAUUUACUCUCUGAAUCCAGUUUGAAUUUUAUUCUUUCAAAUAACUUUCCUCUCUGGAUUACAGGAGUUUCCCUCAAGUCAUUUUUCUUGUUUGUUCACCCUACUGUUCGUUUUCUAAUUGGAUCUCAAUCCCUUUCUCCUUUCCUUUAUUCCUCUGCAUUGUUUAUUAUUUCUUUUAUAUUUUAAAGUUUGACCAGUGUAUCUCUUGUUAAUUUUUCCUAGAAUAUGUGAGUCUUCUUGGUUUCCUCAAGUUCUGGAAGUCUGUUUUGCUUUGCUUGGAGGAUUCUUUUAAGUUUUUAGAUGAACAGGUUUUCUAUUAUAACUUUAAUACUUCUAUUCUUUGGGGGUUUGUUUGUUGUUUUCAGCCCUGAAUUGAGCCUAGGGCUGCCUAUCGCUGUGCUACAUCGCCAGCCCUUUUUUGGUUUUCUGUUUUUGAGACAGUGCGGGGAACUUAGUAAGACCCUAUGUUCAAAUAUGUGAUCCCUCCUGCCUCAGCCUCCUGAGUUGUUGAGAUUACAGGCAUCUUUUUGUUUUUCUUAGAAACAUAUAAACACAGUUCUUUAUUUCUCCAUGAUUAACACCUUAUCUCAUUUUCUUUUUAAAGUUUUUGAUUGGCUCAUAAUUGUACAUAUUCGUAAGGUGCAGUGUAAUAAUUCAAUACAUGUAAACUAUAAUUUUCAAAUCAGAAUAAGUAGCAUUUCCAUCUCCUUAAACAUUUACCAUUCUGUUGGGAACCUUCAAGCUUCUCUCUUUUAGUUCCUUAUAAAAUAUUUGAUAAAUCAUUGUAAACUGUGGUCUUCCACUUCUCCGCAAUGGAAGGCUAAAACUCGCUCCUCCCAUCUAACUUUACAUUGGUCCCCCUUAUCCAUUUCAUUGCUUUUUUAAAUUUUCUAUUCCAGGAAUGCUUUCAAAUUGGUCACUAAACUUGAUUCACUUUUUUAGUAAAAAUUGGUUCCUGCUGUUUUCACCGUGAUUUUAUUUUGGUCUUGAUCAUUUGUUCCAUUGCACUCACUUUAAACUCUUUCUAGCCACAGCCAUUUUUAGUUUUUGUUCAAUUCAGGUCCACUUGAAUCUUUUUUUUUUAAUUUCUGUAUCCCUUUUUUUAAUAUUUUUCUUUAGUUGUCCAUCUUUUAUUUAUUUAUAUGAGGAUCAAACCAAGUGCCUCACACAUGCCAGUCAAGUGCUCUACCACUGAGCCACUACUCCAGCCCUAUUUCUGUAUCUUAUUUAUUUUGGUAACAAGGAUUGAAUUGAGGGGCAGUAAAUCACUGAGCUACAUCCCCAGCCCUCUUUUAUAUUUUAUUUAGAGAUAGCGUCUCAUUGAAUUGCUAAGCACUUCACCAUUGCUGAGGCUGGCUCUAAAUUCAUGAUCCUCCUGCCUAAGCCUCCCAAGCCUCUGAGAUUACAGGCCUGCACCACCACUCCCAGCAGUAUCUUUUUCUAUGAGUAACGCAUUCAUUUACGGGGAUUGGGAAAGGGAAGCAAAAGAAGAAAACGGCAUUCAUAAUCUGGCCAAUCAGGAAUAACCAUUUAGACUUUUGGUGACAAUCUUUGAUCCUUUUUCUAAAAAUAUAAAAACCAUCCUGCUUAUCCAUCCCAAUAAGAUCACAGCACUUUGACACUUUUUCACUUAAUUUUUCAUAAUCUUUUGUUUAAAAUAUGGAGCAGGAUUUCUAUCUCAAAGGAAAGUUUUUCUGCCUAUUGAAUACAUUAGAAUUUUAUAGGGAGCUUUUGAAUAUUGAUACCAGCCCUCGGCUCCAUUAUUCAAAUUAAAUUCUCCUGGGAUGGGACCCAUCCAAAAGAAUUAAUAUUUUUAAAAGGUUUCCCUGGUGCUUCUAAUGUGAAGUCAUCUGAGAACCCCUUGCCUAGGAUGUGCAAUAGAGACUUUGGGUAGGAGAUUUUGUUGAGGGGUUCUGUUUGGUUUUCAGAAGGCUAAUCUACCACCCACAUCAGUUUCAUUUUACUGCCAAGGAAGUGCUGAGCCUACCCAGCAGGAACCAAUUUUUGUUAAAAUUCAUUAAUUAAAUAACUAAAUCCCUAAGUAGUUACAGGAUUUUAUUUAUUGGUGGUAAUUACCUGGCAGCACUCUUAAUUGAUGAGUUUUUUUAAUUAUUUAAUUCAUUGUAAGGUACUUAUUUACUAAUUACCAUGCAUAAUUUUGUUUUCGGGGUUUUUUUGAUUGUUUUUUUAAGUUUACAAUGCAUAAUUUCUUUAGUGAAACUAUUAAACUGUGUAACAUAUAGUUUCUCAAGAUUAGUCUUUCCCAGAGAGGUGUCUAAUAUUGAAUAUUAAUUUGUUUUUUAUAGCUAACAUAGUCAUUCCUGUGUCUCCCAAAACCCUCAGUAACACCUGCACUGCACAAGGUUUUUGGGUAUGUAGAGAAGUUAGUUUUACACUCUGAAAAGCAGGGAGAGUAGAAGUAGGACCAGGAGAGAUGUACAGACAAAACUAACUUAGUGACAUGAAGAAUUCAUAGAAAUGUUAAAGGAUUUGAACUUCCAUAGGACGAGUGGAGGAAAUAGUCUUAUCAGAUACAUUAAAUCAUACAGUAUUUAUAUAAAUGAUAAUCAACAUAUCCUGGAAAUUUUAGAGAAGUAACAAUUUCUUAAAAUAAAUGUUCUAUGAGUGUUUAAACCUUCAACUAUGGCUAUCCUGGGAAGUUGCUACAAAAGCUACCAUGAAAUUUUUUUCAGUGUACCUGGGCACAGUGGCAUGUGCCUGUAAUCCCAGGAACUCAGGAGACUGAGGCAGGAAGAUCACAAGUUCAAGGCCAGCCUCAGCAAUUUAGCAAAGCCUAAGCAGCAUAAUAAGACACUGUCUCAAAUUUACCAAAAUGACUGGGAACACAGCUCAGUGAUAAAGUACCCUGGGUUCAAUCCCUAGUACCAAAAAAAGAAAAAAAAGAAAUGAAAAAAUUCCAGUGUGAAAUUGUAAUGGCUGCUGCUUCUGUUUAUUGGUGCUGCUUAAACUUUAAUGAGCACACAGAUCUUGGGAAAUUGUUUUAAAUUCAGAUUCUGGUGGAGUAGUUCUGGGCUGGGGUCUAAAUUUUACAUGUCUAAAAAGCUUCCAGAUAAUGUCAGAGCUACUGUUUGGUAGGUCACAUUUCAAGUAGUUAAGUUCUUUCACAAAAAUUGACCCAGAGUAGAAUGGGGAUCUCAGUUCUUAGCCAGAGUAAAGGCACAUCCCGCCUAAACUAUUUAUAUACCCUAUAAUACACAUUUAAGUGUGUUGAGUUAGCUGUGGCUUUUAAUUUCAUAUCAUUAAUUUCCCUUCAAAUUUCUCAUUUCUUUUGUCUUUAUAUAAUAUCCAAACACAAAGAAACAUUGAAGUAUAUAUCAUCAUCUGUAUCACUCAAUGUUGGUAUUCCUAUUUGAUUCUGAUAUUUUUAAAGAAAUAAACAGUAAAAAUAAAAAGUUGGAUUUCUUUUGUGCUAUUCCCUAAUUUUCAUUUCCUUGACUUUUCCAAGGGAAGUCAUGAAAUGGAUAUGUAAUCUUCCAUGUUUGAUAGGUGUUCUGAGAUAACACAUUAUGUGUUUUUAGAACAUAAAUGAUGUACAAAUGUAUCACCUGUUAACUAUCAUUCUAUAAUUCUUUUACAGUUCUUGGGAUCUAACCAUGUUGAUCCUUAUGAUUCCUGUUUGUUCAUUGUAGCUGUUAUUUACUGUGGAAUCAUAUGAAUAUAAAUCCUUACCUGUG
This is a messenger RNA of Ictidomys tridecemlineatus (thirteen-lined ground squirrel), 6693 nucleotides long. RefSeq names its product general transcription factor IIH subunit 5 (gene Gtf2h5). The record is from RefSeq and is a predicted model, not a curated record. NCBI's taxonomy places the organism in Eukaryota, Metazoa, Chordata, Mammalia, Rodentia, Sciuridae. Gene Ontology annotation, cellular component: transcription factor TFIIH core complex; transcription factor TFIIH holo complex. Gene Ontology annotation, biological process: nucleotide-excision repair, preincision complex assembly; transcription by RNA polymerase II; transcription initiation at RNA polymerase II promoter.